Molecule: messenger RNA, 1877 nt
Organism: Xenopus laevis (African clawed frog)
Lineage: Eukaryota; Metazoa; Chordata; Amphibia; Anura; Pipidae
Gene: syt17.S
Product: synaptotagmin-17
Exons: 8
Coding region: 444-1868 (474 amino acids)
Source: RefSeq, a predicted model, not a curated record
AAUAUAUAAGCCCUCAGGGACUUCAGAGCAGAGGAAAACUAAAUACAAAGCGUAUGCACAGUAAGUGGCGACACUGAGUCCUCAGCCGACAGAUAGGCAUCAUUCAAAAGAAGGAAAAGAAUGGACACAAGGCAGCCUUCUAAUUAUAGCCACAAAGCCUGAAAGUGACAAAAAAAGCAGGUACCCAAGGCCGGGCUAUACAGAAGCUUCAAUCUGGGAGAGAAUCUCCAUAACCUGUAAGGUACUGAUCUGACAUUCAACACACAAGUACAAAUAGGCUUUCUGCUGAGAGAAAGUGUCAUCAUGAAAGAGGGGGAGGACCGAGCAGCCCUGUGCUGAUCAGCUAAACAAGUCACGUCUUUUUUUCCCUUUUGAGGGCAAAGAUGGGAGAAAGGAGCACCAUGAUCAGCCAAACCUGGGAACUAAUGGCAGUUUGAGUGAAGAUGGCGUAUAUACAGCUGGAACCUAUUAAUGAGGGUUUUCUCUCCAAAAUCUCUGAUCUGCUGCUGUGCCGAUGGACGUGCAGAAAUUGCUGUCAAAAGUGCUACGAAUGCAGUUGCUGCCAGUCAAGUGAAGAUGAAGUGGAAAUACUGGGGCCUUUUCCUGCACAGACGCCACCAUGGCUGGUAAGCAAUCGUAGUGAAGACAAGGAAGGUGAUUCAGAUAAUAUGACAAGUGAGCCUCCAGCAACCCCACAGGACACUUCGCCAGAUAGGAGAAGGUCAUCAUCUGAUACAUCAAGAUCUACACACAGUCUUACCAGGCGCAUUUCAAGUUUAGAGUCAAGAAGGCCAAGCUCUCCAUUAAUUGAUAUCAAACCCAUAGAAUUUGGUGCAUUAGGAGCUAAAAAAGAAAUAGUCCAACCCACAGUACUGCGAAAAUCAUAUACACCAGAGGACUAUUUUCGAAAAUUUGAACCCCGCCUAUACUCUCUUGAUUCUAGUAAUGAUGAUGUAGACUCGCUGACUGAUGAUGAAAUUCUAACAAAGUACCAGUUAGGAAUGCUGCAUUUUAGUACUCAGUAUGAUCUGCUGCACAACUAUCUAAAUGUCAGGGUGAUAGAAGCCAGAGACUUGCCACCGCCAAUAUCUUAUGAUGGUUCAAGACAGGACAUGGCUCACUCAAAUCCGUAUGUAAAGAUCUGUCUAUUACCAGACCAGAAAAAUUCAAAGCAAACAGGCGUCAAACGUAAAACCCAAAACCCAGUAUUUGAGGAGAGGUACACUUUUGAUAUCCCAUUUUUAGAAGCCCAAAGAAGAACUCUGCUGUUAACUGUAGUGGAUUUUGACAAAUUUUCAAGACAUUGUGUUACUGGAAAAGUUGCAAUGCCACUGAGUGAAGUUGACCUUGUGAAAGGAGGACACUGGUGGAAAGCCAUCAUUCCAAGCUCUCAGAAUGAAGUCGAGCUGGGAGAGCUGCUUCUGUCUCUUAAUUAUCUCCCGAGUGCAGGACGAUUGAAUGUGGAUAUUAUCAGAGCGAAACAACUCCUUCAGACUGAUAUGAGCCAGGGAUCUGAUCCUUUUGUAAAGAUCCAGUUGGUUCAUGGAUUAAAGCUUGCAAAAACAAAGAAGACUUCAUGCAUGAGGGGAACCAUAGAUCCAUUUUACAAUGAGUCCUUCAGCUUCAAAGUUCCACAAGAGGAACUGGAGAACGUCAGCUUGGUAUUCACUGUUUAUGGUCACAACAUGAAGACCAGCAAUGACUUCAUUGGCAGGAUUGUUAUUGGUCAAUAUACCUCGGGUUCCCCUGAAUCCAACCACUGGAGGAGAAUGCUGAAUUCCCAUCGGAUGGCCGUAGAGCAGUGGCACAGCCUGAGAUCCCGGGCUGAAUGCGACAGAGUGUCUCCAGCAUCUCUGGAGGUGACGUGAGUGUGACUU